Molecule: messenger RNA, 1790 nt
Organism: Drosophila arizonae
Lineage: Eukaryota; Metazoa; Arthropoda; Insecta; Diptera; Drosophilidae
Gene: eIF4EHP
Product: eukaryotic translation initiation factor 4E homologous protein
Biological process (GO): translational initiation
Cellular component (GO): eukaryotic translation initiation factor 4F complex
Molecular function (GO): RNA 7-methylguanosine cap binding; translation initiation factor activity
Source: RefSeq, a predicted model, not a curated record
GCAUUUUACAGCACUGAAUAAUUUACGUAGCACGCCGAUAUAAACCAUUAAAAUCAAAAAAGAGCCAAACAUCUUGUCAACUGUUUACCAACUGGACGCAUUAAACGACAACAACUGGCAACGCAACUGAGUACGUACAGCAUCCGCUCUAAAACGGCGGCCGAUUUGCCAAACGCGACAAAUUCGUGUUGUGGACAACACACACAAACACACGCACACCCACAAACAAUAUCAACGACCACGCAAGAAGCAAAAGGAGCUGAAUUCUAAAACACUACAACAACAGCAGCAGCAAAAAAUUCGAUUUGGCAACGAGACAACUACAACAAAAACAGCAAGAACAACAGCGGACAAAAACUGUGCAACGUGCACACCGCCAGCUAGAGUACAAUAAGAAUUUGAAGCAAACAGCGCCAAAGGCCAGGCAGCCGUUCAAAUAGCCCAGCAGCUAGCCUCAAAUCCAACAACAACAUCUACAGCAACAGCGACAACAAAGAUUGUGGCAACAACAGUCAAGAGGCAUAACAAUAACAAUAACUAUAACAAGAAACCAGACGUCCAGGGAGCUGCCACGGUCGAGACACAGCAUUAGCAUGGAGAAGGUCGCAAGCAAACAAUACGAAUCGAAAAUCUGGCCAGACCUUGUCGAUAGCGAUGACAGCGAUGUGGAGAACGAAAUAGAUGUUGACAAAUUGCCGCCACUGGAGGUGGGGCCCAACGAGAAUCGCCUGCAGCACACAUAUUGCCUGUGGUUCUCGCGCAAGGGCACACAGCGCGCGGCCACCGACUAUAGCAAAUCGCUGCAUGUAGUCGGGCGGUGUGCCAGUGUGCAGCAAUGGUGGUCACUCUACUCGCAUCUCAUAAGGCCAACGGCGCUGAAGCCCUAUCGGGAGCUGAGUCUCUUCAAACAGGGCAUCAAACCGAUGUGGGAGGAUCCGGCGAACAGUAAAGGCGGCCAAUGGGUCAUACGUUUGCGAAAGAACAAAAUUGAGCGUGCCUGGGAGAAUGUCUGCAUGGCUAUGCUGGGUGAGCAAUUUCUGGUUGGCGACGAAAUAUGUGGCAUAGUGCUGCAAACGAAGUAUCCGGAGGAUAGCUUAUCAGUAUGGAACCGGACUGCCACUGAUAUGACCAGUACAACUCGUAUCCGUGAUACGUUACGCAGGAUAUUAAAUAUACCUCUAACAACUGCAAUGGAGUAUAAGAUACACUGUGAUAGCCUUAAAUACGUUUCAAUUAAUAAAGGCGCAUUGAAAAGCUGAAAUUCAAUGAAUAACUACAAACACAAAACAAAAACAAUAAAUAAACAAACAGAUGAUUUAGCCACUAGCAAAUGGAGCAGCGUUACCAAUACACAACAACAACAACAGCAUCAACAACAACAACCACAACAACAGCAUCAUCAACAACCGAAACACUAGCAAAUCCACACACACAUACACAUCUAACAAGAAGCACAAAUUGAACAACAUAUGGACAACAGCCUCAAAUGAUGAUAAUUAUUACCCUGCCGAUGGCGAUGAUAAUGAAGAGACAAACGAUGUACCACAUAGCCAAAGUCCUCAAUCAUUUCUCCCCUCCAGCCCCUUUCAAAAAUCAGUAUAUAGCAACACAGUUUAAUAUCUAAGCGCGAAUGAUACAAAUCUUUGUAUUUUCAUCGGGUUUACAAAGUCUAUUGUAUAUAUGAAACGCAAUGAAUAUUUUAGUUUUUAUGUAUAAAGUUUACAUUAGCCAUUCCCAAGUAAGUCGAAAUUUCAAUUGAAAUCGAAAUUCAAAUUGUAAGCGGAAAUUUU